AUGGCUCCCGGAAUGACAGCUAGUGCGUCCGUUCCGGCGAGUGCACGCAGCUCUGUCGGCCCAACCAAGCCCAAGCCAAAGGUCAACUCCAAUGGCUACCAUCCGACUACCGCGAUACCUCUCAGUGCCAUGCACAGCCCAGCCCUCGAUCUCACCUCUGUCGAACGCCGUGGUCAGCCUACUGCUGCCCGCGAACCCAUCAAGAAGGCUAGCAGACCGCACGGUAUCUCCGAUGCACCGACCUACUAUCCGACGUUAGAGGAAUGGCACGAUCCCCUGGAAUACGUCAAGAAAAUUGGCCCCGAGGCCUCGCAGUACGGGCUCUGCAAGAUUAUCCCACCCGAUUCUUGGAAUCCGGAAUUUGCCAUCAACACAGAGAAAUUUCAUUUCCGAACCAGAAAACAAGAGCUCAACUCCGUGGAAGGCAGCACUCGGGCAAACCUAACAUAUUUGGAUGGUCUUGCCAAGUUCCACAAGCAGCAGGGCAGUAACCUGCAUCGCCUACCUUAUGUCGACAAGAAACCCCUGGACCUUUAUCGCCUGAAAAAGGCUGUUGAGUCACGAGGCGGCUUCGAUAAGGUCUGCAAACACAAAAAGUGGGCAGAGAUUGGUCGUGACCUAGGAUAUAGUGGGAAGAUUAUGAGCUCUCUUUCCACAUCCCUAAAGAACUCGUAUCAAAGAUGGCUCUGCCCGUACGAAGACUAUCUCCGCAUCGCCAAACCUGGCGUCCAUCAGCAGCUGGAGCAGGAAUACGGCGGACCCCUGACGCCCAGCCCUGCGCAAACCCCCGUCAAACGCUCGCAAGUCAAUACUCCAUCCGGUACGAACGCCGAAUCUCCAGCUAGGAAUGCUUCCGAGGCUUUGCAAAAUGGUCUCAAGCGGGAGGCUGACCGUGACACCCCUAUGAUUGAUGCUCCCCUAGCUCCCACAUCUGGAGGCUCCUCAUUCACAGCCGUCAAUUCCGGCUUCACCAGCAUUAACAAAAAUACAAGCGAGCGCAAAAGCUUCACGCCAGAAGUACCCGGCACCCGGAAUGCGACACCGGAUGAUCACACUGGUCUUGGCAGUGCCGCCCAGGUCAAAAGAGGAAUCAGCGCUGACGAUGCGUCUGAUGCUUCAAAGAAAGAAGCUGAUGGUGAUAACGAAGAUGCUACAAAUCGUCGAAGCAAACGUCUUCGGAAAGACAAUGUCCCUACUGUUGCCGGCUCCCAUAUGACGCCGUUCCGCCCUUCCGUUCCUCGCAUUCCACGCGAAGAAGAUCUUGCCCCAGGCGAAGCGUGUGAGACCUGCGGUCAAGGUGAGAGUGCUGGACUAUUACUCAUCUGCGAAUCUUGCGACAAUUCGUACCAUGGGCUUUGUUUGGACCCCCCUCUGAAGCGAAAGCCAGAGGCUGAAUGGAACUGCCCCCGUUGCCUCGUUGGUGAUGGACAGUUUGGUUUCGAAGAAGGCGGCUUGUACUCGCUCAAGCAAUUCCAGCAGAAGGCCAACGACUUCAAACAAGGAUACUUCGAGAAAAAGAUGCCAUUCGACAGUGCCCUAAAAUGCCAUCGGCCGGUUACCGAAGAGGAUGUCGAGAAUGAGUUCUGGCGUCUUGUUGCUGAUUUGGAGGAAACUGUCGAGGUUGAAUACGGCGCCGAUAUUCACUGUACUACUCACGGUUCUGGCUUCCCUACGCUCGAAAAGAACCCCGGCAACCCUUACGCCGCGGAUGGCUGGAACCUCAAUGUGCUCCCGUUUGCCUCGGAGAGUUUAUUCCGGCAUAUCAAGUCUGACAUCUCGGGAAUGACUGUUCCUUGGGUGUACGUUGGCAUGAUAUUUUCUACAUUUUGCUGGCACAAUGAAGACCAUUAUGCCUAUUCCGCAAACUAUCAGCAUUUCGGCGCUACAAAAACGUGGUACGGCAUCCCUGGUGACGAUGCCGAAAAAUUUGAAGCAGCGAUGCGAGAAGCUGUACCAGAGCUCUUUGAAACCCAACCAGACCUGCUCUUCCAGCUUGUAACCUUGCUCACCCCCGAGCAGCUCACCAAGGCCGGGGUCCGCGUGUACGCCGUCGAUCAACGUGCUGGCCAGAUGGUCAUCACUUUCCCCCAGGCUUACCACGCUGGCUUUAAUCACGGAUUUAAUUUCAAUGAAGCCGUCAACUUUGCCCCGCCGGACUGGGAGCCAUAUGGUAUGGCUGGUGUGGAGAGGCUGCAAGCAUUUCGAAGACAACCAUGCUUCUCUCACGAUGAGUUGCUGUGGACUGCUGCUGAAGGAGCUUCGGCUGGCCUGACCAUCCCGACGGCCAAAUGGCUCGGUCCCGCUCUUGAGCGCAUCCAGAGGAGAGAAUUGGCGGAGCGUGAGCUGUUUGUCAAAAAUCAUCUCGAAUCGACUUCUCACAAAUGCCAGUGCUUCAAGGAAGAAGAUGGAAACUGCCCCCUCGCAUUUAAAGUCGAAGAUGAAGAUGUUCUGGACGAGGACGAACAGUGCUGCAGUUACUGCAAAGCCUUUGCUUACCUGUCCAGAUAUAAAUGCCACCAGUCUGGUAAGGUUUUGUGCAUUACACAUGCCGGCAACCACCCUUGUUGCGAUGAAAGUGAACAAAACAGGUACCUCGGCACCGGUCAUACGCUUUAUUAUCGCAAAACGGAGGAGAUGAUGAAGGACGCCCACAACAAAGUCAUCGAGAAGGCUGACACCCCUAAACAAUGGGAAGAGAAGUACGCAAAACUCCUUGACGAAGAGGUGACUCCAUCGCUGAAAUCUCUUCGAGGUCUACUUCACGAAGGCGAACGCAUUCCCUUCGAUCUUCCGUCCCUACCCAUUCUCAAAGAAUUCGUCGGUCGAUGCAACGAGUGGGUCGAUGAAGCAACGAGCUACCUCGUACGCAAGCAACAAAAUCGACGGAAAAAUGAGCGCGCUUGGCAGACUGGCACACGUAGCUCCAUCGGCAGCAGCUCCUAUCAAGACCAGAAGGAGCCCGAGUCCCGCAGCGUGGACAAUAUUUAUCGGCUACUUCAUGCCGCUGAGCACAUUGGUUUCGAGUGCCCAGAGAUUUUGCAGCUUCAAGAGCGCGCAGCUUCCAUCAAGGAAUUCCAAGCCAAUGCCUCACGAGCGCUGGAGAAUGGCACCAGCCUGAGCGUGGAGGCUAUCGAGGAGCUUCUCGAGGAGGGACGAACUUUCAACGUUGAUACACCUGAGAUUGAUGCUCUUUCUAAGAUGCUGGAUCAGGUGCGGUGGAAUGAGAAGGCUCGCGCAAGCCGCGGACUAAUCUUGUCCCUGGCCGAUGUUAAGAAUUUGAUCGAUGAAGGCAAGCGCCUAGAAAUCCCUUCAUACAACGAUCACUUCACAUUCUACUGCGACCAAAUGGCUGCAGGACAAUCCUGGGAGACCAAGGCAAGGGAACUCAUUCACGCCGAAUUUGUUCAUUACCAACAGCUCGAGGCACUGUCUAAGCAAGUACAAGCUGGUGCGUUGCCGGUCUCCAAGGAGACAUGGGAUGCAGUGGAUGAAAUCCUGCAUAAGCAGCGGGAGGCCCACCGACAGAUCAUCAGCAUUACCGAGCGUUGCAAAGAGACCGACUUUCGCAAGCGCCCUAGGUACACCGAGGCGGUUAACCUGAUGUUCAAACUUGAUGAGCUCAACUCGAAGCCAAAUGGCACCUUGGACCUCGAGAAUGAGCGCAAACGUCACGAGGACUGGAUUCGCAAAGGCAAGCGGCUAUUCGGGAAGUCUAAUGCUCCGCUUCAUAUCCUCAAGAGUCAUCUUGACCAUGUGCUAGAGCGUAACACCGACUGCUUCGAUACGGAGCACGAUACUCCCCGUUUACCCGCAGAGCCUGUGUCCAGAGAGCAAAGCCCGGACGAUAGCAAAGACCCUGAUCCCAGUCGCCAACGCCAAGUAUUCUGCUUUUGCCGUAGGAUUGAGGCCGGCAUGAUGAUUGAAUGCGAGCUCUGUCAUGAGUGGUAUCAUUAUAAAUGCCUCAAGAUUGCACGCGGCAAAGUCAAGGAGGAUGACAAGUAUACGUGCCCCAUCUGCGACUGGAGAAUGAUGAUACCCAGAGAUGCCGCCCGGCCGAAGCUCGAGGAUCUGAUUGCACUCAUCGAGGAGGUACCACUGCUCCCAUUCCAGCCAGAGGAAGAAGAGGUUUUGCAGGAAAUUAUUACAAACGCGCAAAACUUCCGCGAAUACGUCGCACGAUACUGCAAUCCUAUUCUUUCAACAGAAGCUGAGGCUGAUACACAACGAUUCUACUUGCGCAAACUCGAAGGUGCCGAAGUCCUGCUCGCCUACGAGACCAAUUUCUUUCGACAGGAGCUGCACAAGUGGUGUCCAGUUGCGCCCGAGGCACCACCUAUUCUCGAGGUAUCACUUAGCACCCGGAAGCCGCGACCAACGAAGCUGCAAAAGAUGCUCGUGGAAUAUGGCGUCGAGAACCCUGACGACCUACCAGAGCAUGCCAAGGGGAAAGCCAAUAGUUUGCGACGCAAGGCCGCCAAUGCUGAGGCAGCAGCAGCAGCAGCUCAAUCUGGAUAUGGCUCUCUACAACCGCCAUCUUCGAAUCCCUCGUAUGGCGGACCGGCUUACUAUGCUCAAGAUGGGCCAGGAGGCCUGUACAAACGUGAAUAUUCGACCGAUGAAAGCCGUCGGAAUUCUAUGGCAGAUCAGCCCCGGGAGAAAUCCAUCUCUAGGGGCCAGGAGAAGGCCGACAGUGCGGGUAACUCUAUAGACGAAGCCAUUGAGGGCAUCAAUAUCCACACGGAAGAGGGCAAAGCAAAGGCACUUGAAAUCUUUGGUCGAACUGAGGCGGGGAGAAGACAGGCUGAGAAAAUUUGGGGCACGGAAGUGUGGUCAAAGAAGCCGAUGCGCGAUGUGGAUAUGGGCACUUCCAAAAGGAAUGACGAGCCUAAAGACGAGGGCAAGAUGGAAAAGAUGCUGAUGGACUUGACCGACGAAAAGCGGGCCGAAGAAAAGCCCAAAGAUGACAAGACCCAGGACGAUGUCAAAAUGACUACAGAGUCUCUGGAGGAUGAGCGCAACGGGUUGGACGCAAUAAUAGAUGGGGCCUAG
This is a messenger RNA of Cordyceps fumosorosea ARSEF 2679, 5049 nucleotides long. RefSeq names its product Lysine-specific demethylase-like domain protein. Gene Ontology annotation, biological process: chromatin remodeling. Gene Ontology annotation, cellular component: nucleus. Gene Ontology annotation, molecular function: histone demethylase activity; DNA binding. The record is from RefSeq and is a predicted model, not a curated record. The transcript is spliced from 3 exons. NCBI's taxonomy places the organism in Eukaryota, Fungi, Ascomycota, Sordariomycetes, Hypocreales, Cordycipitaceae. Bases 1 to 5049 code for a protein of 1682 amino acids.